Messenger RNA from Rhineura floridana, 4055 nucleotides. RefSeq names its product alpha glucosidase (gene GAA). The coding region runs from base 195 to 2996 and encodes 933 amino acids. NCBI's taxonomy places the organism in Eukaryota, Metazoa, Chordata, Lepidosauria, Squamata, Rhineuridae. Gene Ontology annotation, biological process: lysosome organization; glycogen catabolic process. The transcript has 20 exons. The record is from RefSeq and is a predicted model, not a curated record. Gene Ontology annotation, molecular function: carbohydrate binding; alpha-1,4-glucosidase activity. Gene Ontology annotation, cellular component: lysosomal membrane.
AAACCCGAGCUAGAGAGAAGCUGGAAGGAAGUCAUGUGACCAGCUGUUCACGUGAUUGUUGAGGAAUUCCAGAACAUGAUUGUUCGGCUCGAGCGCUUGACAGACCGCGGGAGUUUCUGAAGCAAGGCUGGAUGCCUUGACCAAUUGUAUGCCAGCUGAGGAGUGCACACCUGCCCUUUUCCUUGAAGGCUACAAUGUCCUUGCCUGAGAAGCCUCAGCAGAAGGGUCUCUGGAUGAUUCUGUGGGUUUCUGUCCUCUCAGUUGUGACUACUGCACUUGGUGCUUCUGGGAUCCGUGAAGCAGCUACUGCUGCCUUGAGUCCUGGAACUGCUUCAGAAGGAGUGAGCACCUGCAGGGAUAAGAACAAAUGCAGGGGAGCACAACAGAAACCUGUAGAGCAGCCAGAAUUCUCCAAAGGGGUUAUCUUGCAGCCACAGUGUGAUAUCCCUCUGGACAGCCGCUUUGACUGUGCUCCAGAAAAGCUGCUCUCUCAAGAAGAAUGUCAGGCUCGGGGCUGCUGUUAUGUCCCUGUUUUGCCCAAGGGCCCUGCCAUUUGGCAGCCAUGGUGCUUCUUCCCACCCAGCUACCCUAGUUACAAGAUGGCAAACCUGACUACCACUGAAAGUGGCUAUGCUGCCCGCUUGACCCGUGAUACACCCACUUUCAUCCCAGAUGACAUAAUGAAUUUGCAGCUGGACAUGAUGUUUGAGACGGAGAGUAGGCUUCACUUCACGGUUAAGGAUCCAGCUAACAAGCGCUAUGAGGUCCCUUUAGAAACGCCCAAAACAAGCAACCAGGCAUCUUCAACACUCUACUCUGUACAAUUCUCUGCUGAUCCCUUUGGCCUUGUUAUUCUUCGGAAAUCCAGUGGGCGGGUUCUGAUCAAUACCACAGUGGCUCCCCUAUUCUACGCAGACCAGUUCCUGCAGAUCUCCACCUCUCUGCCAUCACGUUUCAUCUCUGGACUGGGUGAGCACUUGACCUCGCUCAUCCUUAAUGUCAAUUGGACCAGGGUUACUCUAUGGAAUCGGGACAUAUCACCUGUGCCCUCUGCCAAUCUGUAUGGCUCACACCCCUUCUACCUGGCAAUGGAGGAGGGAGGUUUGGCCCAUGGAGUCUUUCUGCUGAACAGCAAUGCCAUGGAUGUGAUACUGCAGCCCACUCCAGCCCUAACCUGGAGAACAACUGGAGGUAUCCUGGAUUUCUAUGUUUUCCUGGGCCCAGACCCAAAGAGUGUGGUGCGGCAGUACAUGGAUGUAAUUGGGUAUCCAUUCAUGCCCCCAUAUUGGGCCCUAGGAUUCCACCUCUGUCGCUGGGGAUACACAUCCACGGCUCUCACUCGGGAAGUGGUGAAGAACAUGACAGCAGCGCAAUUCCCCCUGGAUGUGCAGUGGAAUGAUCUGGAUUAUAUGAAUGCUAGGAGAGACUUUACUUUCAACAAGGAUGGUUUCAGGGACAUGCCAGAUAUGGUGAACGACUUCCAUCGUGAUGGCCGGAGGUAUGUCAUGAUUGUGGAUCCAGGUAUCAGCAGUUCUAGCCCCUCUGGCAGUUACAAGCCUUAUGAUGAAGGUCUGAAGCGAGGGGUCUUCAUCUUAAAUGCAACAGGACAGCCUCUGAUUGGGGAGGUUUGGCCUGGCCCCACUGCCUUCCCUGACUUCACCAACCCAGAGACUCAGCAGUGGUGGCAUGACAUGGUCAAGGAUUUCCACGCCCAAGUGCCUUUUGAUGGCAUGUGGAUUGACAUGAACGAGCCAUCAAAUUUUGUGGGAGGUUCCUUGGAAGACUGUCCUGACAACAAGCUUGAGAAUCCCCCUUAUGUGCCAGGCAUAUUAGGUGGAUCCUUGAAGACACGAACACUCUGUGCCUCCAGCAGGCAAAACCUGUCCUCCCACUACGACCUGCACAAUCUGUAUGGGUUGACUGAAGCCAUCGCAUCACAUGAUGCUUUAGUGAAAGUGCGAGGGAAGCGGCCAUUUGUGAUCUCGCGUUCCACCUUUGCCAGUCAUGGUCGCUUUGCCGGUCACUGGACUGGGGAUGUCAUGAGCAACUGGGAGCAUUUAUAUUACACCAUACCAGGGGUGCUACUCUUUAACCUCUAUGGCGUUCCACUGGUUGGUGCUGACGUUUGUGGCUUUGUGGGCGACACGUCAGAAGAGCUAUGUGUACGCUGGACCCAACUGGGUGCUUUCUAUCCCUUCAUGCGAAACCACAAUGACCAUGGAAACAAGCCCCAGGAGCCUUAUGUCUUUAGCCAAGAGGCCCAGCGGGCCAUGAGAAAAGCCCUUUUGCUCCGCUAUGCUUUGCUGCCCUACCUCUACACCCUCUUCCACAAGGCCCACUCUGAAGGGGAAACGGUUGCCCGCCCCCUUUAUUUGGAGUUCCCAGAAGAUCCUAAUACAUGGAACAUUGACCGACAGCUCAUGUGGGGAGCAGGGCUCCUCAUUACUCCUGUGUUGGAGCCAGGGAAGACUAAAGUCAGCGGCUACUUCCCUUCGGGCACGUGGUACAAUCUUUUGGCUGGAGCUGUCAUACACAGCAAGGGACAAUGGAUUCUUUUACCGGCUCCACUUGACACUAUCAAUGUCCAUGUACAAGCAGGUCACAUCUUACCCUUGCAGGAACCUGCCUUCACAACCACAGAGUCCCGCAAAAAAGGGGUGACCCUAGUGGUGGCUUUGACCCUGGAAGGGGUGGCGAGAGGUGACCUGUUCUGGGAUGAUGGCGAAGGACUGCUGACCUUUGAGAAGGGCGAUUACACACAGAUUUUCUUUCUGGCAAGAAAUGGUAUGCUGGUCAAUGAGUUUGUGCGACUUAAUAGCCAAAUAGAUGGGCUGCUGUUGAAAGAGGCAACAGUUCUAGGUGUCCCCAGCCCUCCUCGCCGUGUACUGGCAAAUGGUGUCCCUGUCUCAGACUUCUCUUAUCGCAUAGACACCAAGAUCCUUAACAUCCCACUCUCUCUGCUGAUGGGGGAGCCAUUUGUCAUCACCUGGUCCUGAGCAAAGAAGGAAAGCUGGCCAGCUUCACUCCACUGCAACCAAAGAAUGAAAAACUAUGUAAAAUGCACAUUAUGUUGUCUGUGCACAACAUUGGAAUGUUUUGGUGAUUCAUCGGAAAAUGUCCUUUCGGGGGCAGAACCAUUUCCUGUUUUCCUCCGACAUAGUAGGAAGGGUUGGGGAACCUGCGGCCCUUCUGAUGUCAAGAAUGACGGAAGCCAUAGUCCAACCAAGGUCUGGAGGUCCACAGGUUCCUCAGCCCACGGAAUAGCCAGAGGCUUCAGGGACUUUCUCUAUUCUUAGUUUAAGCCAGAUAUUUGACAGCUUUGGUUUUGCUUUUGGAUGCUGCAAGAUUUCUUCACACAAUUCUCUAAUGGCUAUAGCAUUAUUGCAGUUUUCAAAAUAAUGAUCACGAAAAAGAUGGCUGCUGCUCUGUUGUGAUGUUCUCUUAAUGGUACUACCAGAUGGAGGUAUAAGCCUGCUCAAGCAGGUGCCGAAGCAGGCUGGAGCUAUGUUGACAUCUGCCUUGUUAGCUGCCAAGAUUGACUCCCCUUGAAGUCAAUUGCUUGCUUCCUGUUGGCUGUAAUAAUCCAGGACCACGCUACAAAAUUACUAAGAGUGGUGGAAGGAAAACGUUCCUGGACUGGGGGCAGAAUCUUUCAGAGAAGAACCGCAAGACGGAGUUAGGCAUCCCAAACCAUGGGGUUUUUUUCUUUUAAAAUAAUCAGUGCAGUCUCCUGGGGCCCAGCCAAAGGCGUGAUUCUGCUACAGAUGGCAGAGCUAGCGUUUCUGCAUGGAUGGGACUUGUAUGGUCAGUACCAAAUACUAUUGCACUAAAAUGGAGUUUCUUUUUAUCAGGGCCCAUUCCACAGAUCAGGAAAGAUGCUGAGUCUAGUUACUUGCUGAAAGCCAUUCUUAUCAUGAACAAAAAAAGCUUUUCCCAAUUGGGAUCAAUCAGAUGUGGAAAGAGGUGGCUGAAAUGGGAACUCAGGGAAGACGGGGCUCCUUUGCCUUUGAAGCCAGCAAUUUAUUUUUGCUCCCCAUUAAAAGGAGUUUUCUGUA